UAACACUAAAGCAUUACAAACUUAAGAUAAAUUUUGGUCUUCUUUAAGAUGAGUUUCUUUAGAAUACUAAAUUAUGGUUUUACCCGACGGACUUCCAUGUCAAAAACAGAACACCCAACCAGAUCCGAUGGGAAUCCAAACUUAAGAAGUCGUGCUGCCUCAACACAUGACACCAUACGGGUCCCCAUUGCGGUGGUUCUUUCCGACAAGUAUAAUAAGGCUUUGGCUUUCACCCUAGAAGAACGCCAGCGAUUGUGCAUCCAUGGCUUAAUGCCAGCCUGCAUUCGGACUUAUGAAGAGCAGAUGCUGGGCAUCGAGACGAACUUUCACUCCUUCGAAACGAAUGUGCAGAGAUAUCGGUACCUGAGGGCCCUACGUCAGGGUUACGAAAGACUGUACUUCCAGUUUGUGUCCAAGAAUAUUAAGAUAGUGCUGCCCAUCAUCUACACGCCCACUGUGGGCUUGGCCUGCACCGUAUACGGAAUGUUGUACAGGGGAAUAUCCGGAAUACACAUCACCAAACAUGAUAAGGGGCACAUAAAGCAGGUGCUGUCCAACUGGCCCAUGGCGAGCACCGUGAAAGCCAUCUGUGUGACCGAUGGAGAACGCAUCCUGGGACUGGGAGAUCUGGGAGCCAAUGGCAUGGGCAUUUCGGUGGGAAAAAUGGAGCUCUACACGGCACUGGCCGGGAUUCCACCCAGCUUGCUGAUGCCCAUCUGCCUGGAUGUGGGCACCAACAACAAAAUGCUCCACGAGGAUCCCCUGUACAUUGGUCUACGCGAUGAGCGAUUGAAGGGCGAUGAGUAUAUAUGCUUCGUGGAUGAGUUCAUGGAGGCGGUGGUGGAGACCUUCGGCCAGCAGACCCUCAUCCACUUCGAGGACUUUGCCACGCCCAAUGCCUUCAUGUUUCUGAACAGGUAUAGGGACUGCUACUGCCAUUUUAACGAUGACAUCCAGGGAACUGCCGCUGUGGGCCUGGGAGGAUUGUUGGGCAUCCAGCGGGUAACCAAGAAGCCGCUGCAAGAGCACGUCAUCCUCUUUGCCGGCGCAGGAAGCGCUGUCAUGGGUAUUGUUUACCUGCUCAAAACGGAACUCGUCUCCCGAGGUCUCACCGAAGACGAGGCGGCCAGAAAUAUAUAUAUCUUCGAUCAAGAAGGUGCCUUGACCACCAGGAGAAAGAAUAUACCCGAAAAUCUGACAGUGUUCGCCAAGGAUAUGAAGAAAGUCAAGUCUUUGGAAAAGCUAGUAGAAACAAUCAAACCCUCAAUUAUCAUGGGUGCCACCUCGCAGGCUGGUCUUUUCUCGGAGAAAAUAAUACGAUCUAUGGCAGCUAAUCACGAGCGUCCCGGCAUCUUUGCCUUUUCCAAUCCAACAUCGAAAUCCGAGUGCACCGCGGAGCAGGCCUACCAGCACUCAGAUGGAAAGGCCAUAUUCUCGUCUGGUUCCCCUUUUCCGCCAGUAGAGUUCAAUGGCAAAAGACUCACUCCCGGCCAGGCCAACAACUGUUUUGCCUUCCCCGGCGUGGUUCUGGGCACAAUGACAGUUGUGGCCGAAAGAAUGCCUGAUGAAAUCUUUCUUUUGGCCGCCCACAUACUGUCAAAAUUUCCAACUGACGAGGAUGUAGCGGGAGGUCGUAUCUAUCCACUGGUGGAUCAGGCCAAGGAUGUGGCCUAUAAAAUUGGUGUUGAAGUGGCCAAGUAUCUGAUAGAUAAUGGGUUUGCCAAACGUUCUCUAGAAACAGAUGAAGUCGAGGAUUAUAUCCUUAAGAACUCCUAUGAACUGGAAUAUGGCAGUUCCUUGGCCGAGACUUGGAAAUAUCCCAAGAUGAAACCGCAUCCAAGUAUAGCGGCUUUUGAAAAGAAAACUCCCAAGAAAAAGUAG
Messenger RNA from Drosophila biarmipes, 1881 nucleotides. RefSeq names its product NADP-dependent malic enzyme. Gene Ontology annotation, cellular component: mitochondrion. NCBI's taxonomy places the organism in Eukaryota, Metazoa, Arthropoda, Insecta, Diptera, Drosophilidae. The transcript has 4 exons. The record is from RefSeq and is a predicted model, not a curated record. Gene Ontology annotation, molecular function: NAD binding; malate dehydrogenase (decarboxylating) (NAD+) activity; malate dehydrogenase (decarboxylating) (NADP+) activity. Bases 49 to 1881 code for a protein of 610 amino acids. Gene Ontology annotation, biological process: pyruvate metabolic process; malate metabolic process.